Molecule: messenger RNA, 1760 nt
Organism: Malaya genurostris
Lineage: Eukaryota; Metazoa; Arthropoda; Insecta; Diptera; Culicidae
Product: zinc finger protein 883-like
Exons: 2
Coding region: 108-1760 (550 amino acids)
Cellular component (GO): nucleus
Molecular function (GO): zinc ion binding
Source: RefSeq, a predicted model, not a curated record
UCAUACAGUUUGUACGAAUUUCGUAGGAGAGAGUUUCGCAUUCAACUCUUAGAUAUUAAUAGUUUAUCAAUGAGGUAUACUCAAUUAAACAAUUAGAACAUUCAAUAAUGGAUUCUACAAUUCAUGUUUGUCGCUUGUGUGCAAAAGUGAUCGACGAGUAUGUAUCUAUCUUCGAAACCAGAAAUGGAAAGUCCCUUGCUGAAAUGGUUAAUAUCGUCACUUUCGUUGUGAUAACCGAUAGCGAUCAUUUUUCUACGCUAGUAUGUGUCGAUUGUGUGGAACUAACGAUAGAUGCGUUCCAUUAUGUGCAACGUGUGCGAGAAGCAGAUCUUUUAUUUAAGAAAUCAGAAAUUUCUAAAGACUUUCCAAAGGAAAGUGCAUCUUACGAUAAUACUGCAUGUCGGAUGGAAGAAGACCAGUUAGCUGAUUCAAGACUGACAGAAAAUGCACCAGAAGUAUUAGAAGCUGGAGAAUAUUUACUUAAUUUGGAAAUAUCACGUGUAGAAUAUCUUGAGGAAGAGCCUGAAUCUAUGUCAAAAAAAUUGAUUGGGCUUCUAAUAGAAUCCAUUAACGAUGACGGCUAUCAUAAAUGGCACAAAGUAAGACGUGAUCUUGAUGACUCCGAAAUACCCGACCAAACGGACAUUCGAAAUCUGUCUGUCGAAGAAAAUAACUCCGAUAAUGAAUCAGAUGAGAAAAAAGAAAUUUCUGUUGAUGCUGACGAGCCAAUGGUUAGAUGCUGCAUACGUAGUUGUAAGCGAAAGUUCCAGUCGCGUGACGAGCUUAUUCAACACGGUUCGGUCGAGCACGCAUCAAAUCGGUCAAUCGGCGAUACGUCUAGUCCAUUCGAAUGUGUUGUUUGCUUCCAGAGAUUUAAUACACGCAGUGGUUUAACCAGUCAUCUGCGAAGAAUGAUUCGAGACUAUCACUGUCCGGCCUGUAACAUUUAUUUUGAUGCCCCACGGGAUAAGAGAAUUCACAUGAAAACCACUCACAGGGGAGUUGUAAGAAAUACUUCUCAUUGCCGCAUCGAAGAUCAAUCCGUUAAAAUUUGCUGCGGUUGUGAAUCGAUUUUUGAGACAAUAGAAGAACUCUAUCAGCACGGUGUUGAUGUGCAUGAAUCUCAACAAUCCGAUGCUAAUGAUGGCCGCGUAAACCAAUGCAACAUUUGUUACAAAUUCUUCAAAUCAAGCAGGGGUCUCCGAAAUCAUCAGAAUCUAGUGUACAAACCGAAAACUUAUUCCUGCCAAAGGUGUUCCAAAUCGUUCGAUUGCGCCUCUAAACUGUACUAUCACGAGAAACGGCACCUCAUCGAGCGAAAAUUUGCCUGUGCUAAUUGUGGUAGCACAUUUAAAACGCCGGCCGAUGUUCGGAGUCAUGAGCGAAUCCAUCAGGAAAAGACACUUAUCUGCAACGUUUGUGGCAAACGGUUCUACAAAAUAUCACAUUUGAAGUCCCAUCUGAAGACGCACGGCGAUCGGGCGUACGAUUUUGCGUGUAGUGUGUGUUCGAAAAAGUUUAUAGACAAGUCCAACUUGAAGACCCAUUUGAAAGUGCACACUCGAGAGAAACCGUACCAGUGUCGACACUGUACGAAAACUUUUCGCUACAUUGUCGAUCGAAAGCGGCACGAGAUGAUUCAUACAGGGAACUAUCCUUUCAAAUGUGCCAUCUGCGAGAGAGCGUUUAGUCGAAGUAAUCAGUUCAAGGCGCACGAGAAGAUUUGUGUCGAAAGUAAAGUUGAAGUAAACUGCCCAUAA